Messenger RNA from Didymodactylos carnosus, 397 nucleotides. The record is from the annotation of a GenBank genome assembly. Lineage: Eukaryota; Metazoa; Rotifera; Eurotatoria; Philodinida; Philodinidae.
AUGCUACGUACAAAAUCAUCUUUAGUUCAAUACGUUCCAUUAAAAUUUAUCACAAUCUCCAGUAAAAUUUGUGCAUUUGCUGCGGAUGUUUGUAUUCAACAAAUAUUUGAAAACUCAGACGAAAAGCCUAUUGAGGCCGUCUAUUGUUUUCCGAUGGAAGAAAAUGGUGCCGUUUAUUCGUUUAUUGCUCAACUUGAUGAACGAAAAAUUGUUGCACAAUUAAAAGAAAAAUGUGAAGCGCAGCAACAAUAUUCACAAGCAAUACAACAAGGUCAUGGUGCUUAUCUAUUGGAACAAGAUGAAAAGUCGAACGAUAUAUUUGUGGUGAAUGUUGGCGCACUGUUACCAAAGAAACAGUGUCAGAUUGAUAUACGAUAUGUAACAGAAUUGGAAUUAG